AACCCUUCCGUUUCCAUUUCUCUCUCUAAGCUUAAAUUGUUUGCACCAUUAUAUACACAUAUACACAUACAUUUUACAUAUACAUGCAAAGAAGCAGAAGUUAUACUUAGAGAUAAGGAAUUGAUAUGGCUUCGAAGGAUUCUAGAUCUGUUUACUCCCGAAAACAGAAAUCUCUCGGUCUCCUUUGCUCCAAUUUUUUGAGCUUAUAUGAUCGCGAAGGCGUUGAAACCAUAGGGCUUGAUGACGCAGCAAUGCGGUUAGGGGUUGAGAGACGGCGGAUCUAUGAUAUCGUGAACGUUCUGGAAAGCGUUGGUGUUCUUGCGAGAAGGGCUAAGAAUAGAUAUAUGUGGAAAGGGUUUGCAGUGGUUCCAAAUGUUCUCCAGGAGCUCAAGGAAGAAGGUCUAAAAGAGAGGAUUGGUGCAUCUGAUAGAAGUUUGUCACUGCAGGUGUCAGACGAUGAUGAUGAUGUGCAUCACUCAAACCCCAAUGCUUCAAAUCAGAAUGACAAAUCAGAAGCAACUUCUGUUCUUAGGCUAGCAGGGCCUGCUAGGACUGACAAUAGAAAGGAGAAAUCUUUGGGGCUUCUUACUCAGAAUUUUAUCAAACUUUUCCUCUGCACCAAUAUGGAAAUGAUUUGCCUGGAGGAUGCUGCAAAAAUCUUGCUGGGGGAUGGAAGGCCUCCAUCAAUGACAAAAAAUAAAGUUAGAAGGCUGUAUGAUAUUGCCAAUGUUCUGUCUUCAAUGAAAUUUAUUGAGAAGACUCAACACCCGGAAACAAGAAAACCUGCUUUUAGAUGGCUGGGGUUGGAAGGCAAAUCAGCUGACAUGUCAGAGAUUAAUUUGGAUUGUAAUCAAUCCAAGAAGAGGGUAUUUGGGAAUGAGCUCACAAACACACCUAUUAAGAGGUGCAAAUUGGUUCCCUUAAUGGAUGGUGAUUCAGCAGAGACAAAACUGCAAGCCCAAAUCAAAUGCGAGAGUCUGGACUGUGAGGCCAACAGAUCAAAUUUGGAUCCUGGUUCAAGAACAAGUGCAAAGGGUUAUCAGUUUGGUCCUUUUGCUCCUGUAAGUGUGCCCAAAGAUGAAGCCCAUGAAAGUGGUCACAGAUCCAAACUACUUAGUGAUUGUGAAAGUUUAGCAUCUACUUAUCGCCCUCAGUAUCACAACCAAGCAUUAAGAGAGCUGUUUCAUCAUUACGUGGAAGCAUGUAGUUCAUGGUAUUCAGAAGUUGCAGGGAAGAAUCCAGUUGAAGUGCAAUCCUAAUGCAAACAACCAUUUAAAAAAAAAUUCGGUGUAUUGUGAGAUAACAACAACCUUAGCAAACAUGUGGUGGCCUGAUAUUGAUGCAAAUUCUUGUUGCAUCAAACUUGUUGAGUCUUUAUAGGAAUUGACAUGUGAUUUUCAGUUUUAUGAGUUUUAUUCAAUUACCAAUAAACAUUACCCCUUUUAGUAUAUUAAAGGAUCGCGGUUUAAUA
Messenger RNA from Ipomoea triloba (trilobed morning glory), 1471 nucleotides. RefSeq names its product E2F transcription factor-like E2FE. The record is from RefSeq and is a predicted model, not a curated record. NCBI's taxonomy places the organism in Eukaryota, Viridiplantae, Streptophyta, Magnoliopsida, Solanales, Convolvulaceae. The transcript has 10 exons. The coding region runs from base 126 to 1259 and encodes 377 amino acids. Gene Ontology annotation, molecular function: RNA polymerase II cis-regulatory region sequence-specific DNA binding; DNA-binding transcription factor activity, RNA polymerase II-specific. Gene Ontology annotation, biological process: regulation of transcription by RNA polymerase II. Gene Ontology annotation, cellular component: RNA polymerase II transcription regulator complex.